Diachasmimorpha longicaudata is the source of this 2658-nucleotide messenger RNA. It is a transcript of the gene dup, whose product is annotated as DNA replication factor Cdt1. Gene Ontology annotation, biological process: regulation of DNA-templated DNA replication initiation; mitotic cell cycle; DNA replication checkpoint signaling. Gene Ontology annotation, cellular component: nucleus. The record is from RefSeq and is a predicted model, not a curated record. The transcript is spliced from 4 exons. NCBI's taxonomy places the organism in Eukaryota, Metazoa, Arthropoda, Insecta, Hymenoptera, Braconidae. Gene Ontology annotation, molecular function: DNA binding; DNA polymerase binding. The coding region runs from base 263 to 2332 and encodes 689 amino acids.
UGAAAAAUAUAAUAUCUUGGUACAAUUGAUUUUCAUUGUUUCCGCGCCUAAAUAUCGUGAAAAAGGCGGGCAAAUUCCUAGAAACUACCUCGAACCCACGACAAGUGCGCGAGUGAAGGUGAAACGUGGCAGAAUCACAUUGAAAGCUCGGAAAAUCCCGUAAAACUUGCAUUAAAUUCAGAACUCCAGGCUCGAUCAGGCAACAAUCCGAUUCUCCAUCCAUCAAUCCCAGCUGCAAUCAGUAUAUACCCGUAUAUAAAUAAUGUCGCAGCCAACAGUCACUUCGUUUUUCCACACGCGCAAACGACAAGCGACCGAUGAACUGAGAAAUAAAUCCAAAGUUCGUAUUCUGGAGCAGGAGAGAACGAGUUCCAAGGCCAUUGAGGUUAGUAAACCAUCGAAGAGCGAUGAAUCCAGUGGCUCAAUGAGCCCGAAACUAGUGUUUACGUCCUCUGAAGUUAAAGCAGAGAAGAUAAAUUCGGUAGUAAGGAACAUUCAGUUCGAUGGUAAAUCAUCCCCAAGAGCCAGGAUGACGACGAGGGCUAGAGCCACCCGGAACAGAAAGGGAUCAGCUCAUGAGGGACAGCAGGACAUUCGUGAUUCCUUCCAGAAGAUCACUGAAGAGAAAACAAGUAAAAAUGUCAUCUUCGAAAAGAAGGGACUAUUGAGUCCUAGGAAAGCUGUAUUCAUUCCCAGUGAUACUCGGAAAAUUUCUGAAGCUAGUGAGGAACCAGCUGCUGGGUCAACAACGCCAAAAAGGAGCCUAGAGAAAGUUGGGAGAACUGAGUUAAGUCUUCGCGAGAUAAAGGAUAAGAUCAAUAGGUCCUCGAGAUUGGCCGAGCUGAAGGCCUCCAUUGACAAAAUUAAGAGAUGUGAAGAAAAACUCAAGGACAUUAGCAAAAAUGAGAGUGACAAAGGAAUGCCACCAAAGAUGAGAAAAUUCGAGAGGAUCGAGCUGGAAGUACCGGUAAGCCCUCAGAAGGCAACCCGAUCCCCUCUGAAGACUCCGACAAAGUCCAUAAGACUCUGUUCAGGUGUUAGUCCUCAGAAGAGAUUGCUUUUUGAACCGAAAGAGACAACACCUAGUCCUGUCAAAUCCAGUCCAACGAAGAUUCCCGCUUAUCAGAGGUAUCAGUCCAUCGUUGAUACUGCAACACCAGCUCUCACAUUACCCUUCAGCUAUCGAUUUUUGGGGGAGGUCUUCAGAUGUAUCGACACCGUUGCAGGCAUGCUUUUCAAUAGGAAAGAGAUCAUUACCUUCAAAAAGCUUAAACCUGCUGUACAGGAAUUGUUGAGGAGAAAUUUUACGGUGGAACAUCUUGCCCAGGUGCAGACGGUUUUUCCCGAAGCUUUUGCCUUGACUAUGGAGAAAAUAAGGUCCUUUGGCUCGGCUACCAAACAUGAGAAGUAUGAACUCGUACUUACACCCUUAAUCGAAGAAAAGAGUGGAAGAAACACUCCGGAUGGAGAUGAUAUUAUCAAGUCUGCUAUCGAGAUGAGUAUGGGGCCUACGGUGCUCUUGGAGAGGAGAAGGAAAUUUUAUAAUGCACUUUUAGAACGUGUGAAGACCGAGCACGAGAAAUUUCUCCUCAACCUGGAGAAUCCUAUGGUGAUUCCCAAGGAGAAAAUAACUCGAUGGCAUCCAGAAUUUGACGUCGACAAUUGUCCACCAAUUGAACAAGCUGCAUUGCCUCAGCCCCCCAACGUUGACAAAGCAACAUCAGCUCAUGAUGUUCUCGAAAAGGCAAAGAGUCUCUUCAAUUGUAAUACUAGAAUGGAAAAAGCCCUUCAGCGUCUCGCUGAGGCGAAAAUGACAUCCACCAGUCAAGGUUUACCAGCAACUACAGAAGUGGAAUCCAAGAGAAUGGUUGUUACUGUUGAUACUCCACCAGCUACACCACAAACAGAUAGAAAGACUCCUAUUAAUCCAGCUCUUAAGGGAAUCCCCUUGGCUCUUCUUGAGAAGGUUCGGGCUAAACAAGCGGCAAAGGCACUGGAGGCAAUGACAAGAACGCCAAAUGAGGACAGAGAGGCAGCUUUACACGCACGUCUUCCGGAGAUGUCGAAAAUUUUGAGAAAUAUUUUUAUAGCUGAGAAGAAAGGAGUUCUAGCACUCGAGUUUGUCAUUCUCAAGCUCGAUAAUUCGUAUAGAACUAAAAUGACACCCGGAGAACUCGAGGAACAUAUCAAACUCAUGUGUAAACUGUUGCCCUCUUGGGCUAGUAUUCAAAAUGUUAGGAAGACUAAUUAUCUCAAGAUUGCUAAAGACGUUGACAUUGCCAAGGUCGUAAAACGAUUUGAAAUCAUGGCUAACGAUAAAAUUAAAGGUUGAUCUCGUGUCCAUGUACUUAUGUUUAUUCAUUUAGGUUAAUUUCACUGUGGGAUGAAUACCGACUGCAUUAUUUUUUAUUCAUGUUUUCAAUUUAAAAAAAAAAGUUGUUUUGCCUGAAGCUGACUGGAAGCACGUUAUGAAGUUCAAUUAAUUUUUUUUUCACGCACGACGACAUUUAAUGAGAAUAGGUUUAAUUCAAUAUUUUCAAUUCAUUAUAGUUAUUCCUGACUUUUUGGGAAUUCUUUUUUGUUUUAAGCCCAGCGUAUCGCUUUGGAAUUCAUUUUUUCUUGUAUACCCUAUUGAUCGGAAUAAAUUUUUCAUUCUAA